GAUAAGGCUAUGCAUCACGGAGCACGGACUCAGCCAUUCUAGUAAGAUGCCGUGCUUGAUAGGCACCAUCUGAUAGGUGACAUCUUUCAUCAAUUUCAUUCCCAACGGUUCCCUUGUCUAUGUACUUGUUCCCCUUUCUAUUUACGUCGUCUGUCCCGCCUCAUUUCAGUUCAGACUGACCACCCGUGUACGAGACCGACUCAGCUGUCAACAAUGGCUGUUCCCGCCGCUGUCAUACCCAACGAACAUUCGCAGGAAAUUAUCAUUUAGUUACGCCUGGUAACGCAAUCAUGGUAUCUCCGGCCAGCGUCCAGACAUGCACGCAGACAAGCCUGAGCACACGAACCCCUCUGAAUCAUUUCAAUGCACUCACGACUGCAUGCAUCCUUCUCGAACAUAUACAGACUCUCGAGCGACUCCGUGACGAGACACAACACCGCGUGGAAUCUAAAAGACAGACGCUGCACUUUCUGGAGGCGAUCACUCCGAAACGGAAGCUUCGAGAUGCUUUGUCGGAAUCUAUCGUCACACAACAACAGAUGCAGAACACACCCACCUCCACACGUAGUUAUCACCCGUCACCUCGCCUUCGCGGGCUAUACGACGUUCAUGGUCCCGGAUGUGCAAACAAGGACUCUCUCCAGACUACGGCUGACUUCUCCCCGUUGAGUCUCGUUAAUCUUUCGAUCUACGGGAGGGAUCAUGAAGUAGUCUGGGAAGAUGACGAUGAAGAAGCUUUGCUAUGUCCAUCGGCCGAUGAAGCUGUUGAGGAUUAUGCGGGAAGCGGAGACAGCUCCAAAGAAUCCUGUGACCAGCUCACCUGUCUUGUCUCUCCUUUCCACCUUGUUUCUUCCGAGUCCAGGAUCACCUUUGAAGUCAAAGAACCUGAUCGGGUUUCUGCACCAACCAGUCAAGCGUCGCACAGGUACCGAUCCAUCGCCCACGGCAAGAAGUCCCCAUCAGGCGUGAAGGGCAAAGGGGUCGUACGUCGUGGAUCUUCUAAACGCAAUAACGUUGGUCAAUCCAGUGCAAAGAGGGCUUUGCGCAAGAUUUUACAUCAUAAGAAACCAGGCGUGGACGCCAUGCGAUUUCAUGAGUAGAUACUCGGCGCUUUCUUAUUCUCCUUGCGUAUCAUUGGCGUAUCAUAUUAUAUGCUUGUUUGCAUAAUCGAUGGAGUCCCGGACCCGAAGAUCCACAAGCACGCCUUC
Molecule: messenger RNA, 1208 nt
Organism: Suillus clintonianus
Lineage: Eukaryota; Fungi; Basidiomycota; Agaricomycetes; Boletales; Suillaceae
Exons: 3
Coding region: 291-1100 (269 amino acids)
Source: RefSeq, a predicted model, not a curated record